Linnemannia hyalina is the source of this 555-nucleotide messenger RNA. NCBI's taxonomy places the organism in Eukaryota, Fungi, Mortierellomycota, Mortierellomycetes, Mortierellales, Mortierellaceae. The record is from the annotation of a GenBank genome assembly.
AUGGCCUCACCUGUUGCAGCUUCUCCAUCACAGGAACGGGUGCUCCAUAUCCCUGAGCUCCUGGAGGCCAUAGGCUCGCACAUGGUCGUCCGAGGCCUCCUCGCCUCUUCUUGGAGCGAAUUCUUCAUCGCGACCCUCUGGAACACCAUCGGCGCCAGCCUCUACGCCUGGCUAAGGAUCCUCCGCGGAAGCGAGAAUUAUCGAUAUCCCCUGAACGAAGACUGGCUACAGUGCAUCUUUGCAAAAUACGGGAAACACAUCCGGCACCUCACCAUCCGCUGGAGGAUCCUGAUCGGUAUCGCGUACUUGGACAGAGCCUGCACCGACCUCUUUAACAUCAGGAUUAUGGAUAUCAAACAAUACCGUACCUACAAUUUAAAAGACCACCGUGAGCCAAAUCAAGUACUGAACCCCAGCGGCUUCUACGUGCGACGAUUCCCAACACAACGACAUUCCCACUGGGUCACUGGAAUAGUGCUCAUCCCGGAACUCGAGGGCGUCUUUGGUCCAACAGCCAUUCUGCUGAAAUCGGAGGAACGUCAGAAGCGGGACUGA